AUGGAGACUCUGAAGGCUGUCUUCUUUGGACCAGACCCCCAAACACAGGUAGGCAACACACACUACCACUGGGUGAACCUGCGUACGCCUCCAGCUAUUAACAGACCCUGUGGACAGAUGAGAAAAUGUAAUGCACUCAUUCGAGCAAAUACGCGGCAACUCGAUCGCGAUCUUGCGCAACUCAAAGUCCUUGAUAGCAAGACACGCCAGCACAUUAUCAGUGCCUCCAAACGUGCCCAACGCAACCCCUCCCAGGCCAAACAAGCCAACAGCGAAGCUAAAACUUUUGCCCGAGAGCUUGUACGAAUCAGGAAGCAGACUACUCGCCUUACAACUAGCCGCGCUCAACUGCAAAGCGUAGGCAUGCAGGUCAAUGAGGCUUUCUCGGUCCGCAAGAUUCAAGGCAGUCUCCAGAAAUCGACCGGAAUCAUGAAAGACGUAAAUACUUUAGUGCGGAUGCCCGAGCUGACAUCUACUAUGCAUCAACUCUCGACGGAGCUAGUCAAGGCCGGCAUUAUUGAAGAAAUCGUCGACGAUGCCAUGCCGGCCAAUGAGCUCUUAGAUGAGGAAGAGGACGAGGCUGAGUCUGAGGUGGACAAGAUUCUGGAAGAGAUCUUGCAUGGCAAACUGUCCCAGGCCCCGGCCAAGCCAGAAUCCCCGGUGGAAGAGGCCCCAGAGGCAGAGCCCGAUUUCGAAGACCAGGAAGCAACUCUCGAACAAAUGCGUGGGCGCUUAGAGGCUCUUAAGAGUUAA
Messenger RNA from Penicillium chermesinum, 753 nucleotides. Its product is annotated as ESCRT-III subunit protein VPS24. Bases 1 to 753 code for a protein of 250 amino acids. Gene Ontology annotation, biological process: protein transport; late endosome to vacuole transport; endosome transport via multivesicular body sorting pathway. Gene Ontology annotation, cellular component: ESCRT III complex; multivesicular body. The transcript has a single exon. The record is from RefSeq and is a predicted model, not a curated record. NCBI's taxonomy places the organism in Eukaryota, Fungi, Ascomycota, Eurotiomycetes, Eurotiales, Aspergillaceae.